UUACUUGGUACUCUUCCGUUUCUUUUAAAUCAUCCGUAUUACUUGACAAAACCCAGAAACCCUAGAGAGAGAAAAAGAGACUGUGUAUGGGGGUAUAGUUGAUUGUGUUCGUGAUCCUUGAGGGUGUAGGUGUUGUUCUUUUACGCAUGGAGGUAGACAUGGAAGACAUUGAAACUAAAGUUCCAAAGAGUGAGCCCUCUCGCGAGGAAGAUUCGGGAAGAUGUAGGUGUGGUGAACUGGAAGAAACCAGUAAAAAGGCUGAAGAGAGAAUUGUAGAAUUGGAAUUGGAGAUUGGAAAGAUGAAGAGUGAUUACGAAGCACUUGAGGCUAAGUUUAAAGAACUAGAAGCCCAAAAAACUUCAGCUGAAGGUGAACUGAAGGAUUUAAUGAAAAGAAACAAUGAAGUUAUAGAGCAGAGAAAAUCAGCUGAAGGCCAAAUGAAAAUUGAUUGUACUGGAGAAAAGGGAAAAGUGAAGGAUGUGGUUGUUGAUUUGACAGAGGACGCAGAUGAGGAUGAAGAUGAAGAGGAUAUAGUUGAUCAGCUUAUCGUUGAAAACUAUACUUUGGAGUGUGAGAAGAAAAAGGCUGAAAGUGAGGUUGAGGUCUGGAAGGAAAAGUUUAAGGAAUUGGAGUUAUGGGUCUCACGGGUGGAUGAGAGUGCAGUCAUGCAAGGUGGCAAACGACUACUGAAUGAUAUGAUUAAAGGUGACAAGAGACCAGAUGUAAGAGUUGGCAUAGAGCAAUUCCAAAUUAACAAGAAAUCGGUGGAUUCAGGACCUACCUGUAGUAUCUCUGGCACACCAUAUAAAGACAGUCCAUCUGGCCAUACUCUAGCUGGGAAGAAAGGGAUCUAUUUGGAAUCUGAGGGGGAGGGCAAAAGAUUAGUUAGAAGACAUUUGUCAUUUGAAGAAAGAAGCCCUAACAAAAAGCUGGCUCCACCAACUCCAGUUGGUGGCAAUUCUGAUCAUCUAAAUGUCAUCGAUAUUUGUGAUAGUGAUGAUGAAUCUGAUAUUCGUGGUAUCCACUUGUCCAUUCCCAAUGAUGAUGGAAAUAGAAAAGUCUGCAUUUCAACUGAUCAUGUGUUAACAGGAACUCUGAAUGGUAAACAAGACAUGAUAUCUGAUAACUGUUCUGGGAGGGUUGUUGUCAGUCAGGAUUACGAAGAAGACUUAGAUGAUUUCAAAGAUAAUGUCCCAUGUCCACCAACUUCUAAGAGAAAAAGAGCUGCUAAUAUUGUUACUAGUGAUAGCGAGAGUGAUGAAGGCGAUGAUAUUCCAAUAUCUAAGCUAAAGAAGGUGCAUCUUCAGGAAUCAAUUCCUAAUACAGCAAAUUGCGGUGUGAACUGCGGCCCAAUGUCUGCCUCUCCUUCUGUAAUUGAUGAUAUCAAAUGUACUGCAACCUGUUCUAGGCGGCAUUUGGCAACUUUGAGGCAGUGUGAAGAUAUAGUAAGGGCAGAAAGGAGCUUUUCAAAUAAAACCAGUGAAUUCAAACAUGGACAAGGAAUUUCUACCAUGGAUGAUGUUGAAGAUAGUGAAUCUGAGGAGCUUGGAUCAGGCAGUGAGGGUGAGAGCUUGGGUGGAUUUAUCAUUGACAACUCUGAUGGGUCUGAUGCUGAUAAGGUUUCCAGUCAAUCGGAUAACAAGUCAGAUGGCAGUGUGGACUUUGAUGAGAUUUUAUCCCAACUUCAAAGAAGCAAGGAUCAUACAUUCAAGUGGGAGUUAGAGGCAGACAUGCUUUCAGCCUUUGGUAAAGAUGAUGAACUCUGUAUGAAAGCUGUAUGUGCGCUGUAUCGGCAGCAAACCGCUGAUGAACAAUUAAGCAAGGAAACAAUGUACAACAACAAGCGAGGAUUUAGCAAAUUUGAUGCUCUCAGAGGCUCUGAUUUGGCCAGAUUUCUCAUAGAUGGAGAUCCUCAGGGUGAUUUAAAGAAAUCUGUGCAGCAGUUGGAAGAGCUUGGCUCCAAGGCGGUUAAACUCUGCAGAACAUUGGCUGCCCGCUACUCCAAGCAAUUAUUUGAGAUCUACAAAAGCAAAGAGGACCCACUUUUUCGACCGUGUGAAUAGUAACUAAAUGAGAGCUAGAGGAAUAGAUAUUUAGAUAUCAGAAGGUUCUUUUUUUGUAGGAGAGAGUUCCAGAGGCUUGUCGUUUUGGUAUUUUCUAUCCUCUGGUAUCAGGUUUUCCUUCUGGUUUCGUGUGAUGUUUGUUUUGAUCUUAUUUUGGUUAUAUGGCUUUGUAAACGCCGCUAACGUAUCUGAGUAGCCUAAUGCUUAUGUAAAUAGAAAAUCCAGCCCUUUGAUCGUCGUGAUUUAUAGUUCA
This is a messenger RNA of Ricinus communis (castor bean), 2316 nucleotides long. RefSeq lists its product as uncharacterized. The transcript is spliced from 3 exons. The record is from RefSeq and is a predicted model, not a curated record. The coding region runs from base 147 to 2063 and encodes 638 amino acids. NCBI's taxonomy places the organism in Eukaryota, Viridiplantae, Streptophyta, Magnoliopsida, Malpighiales, Euphorbiaceae.